CUUUCAUUGACUGCGCCUCAGAAUGGCUCAAAUGUGAAUCUCAUGAGAGCCAGAAUACAGUCUAAACGUCUGGCAACAAGCUGCUGCUGGUAGUGUCAUUCCAUGGUCUUGACCUGCAGACUCCCCAACACUGAGAUCCAACUCUGGAAGAGGACACUCAACUUGAUGCUCAGGACAUGAAGCCAAACUAACUGAAUGAAGAAUCUGUCCUUUGCCCUGUUUGCACUUUCUUCACUUGCAGGGAAAGCUUUGCAGAGCUGAAUACAUUGGAAACCUAAGUCAGCAACAUUGGAAGUCAUGGUCCCCUCACUGCACUGGUUCCUGCUAUUGUGGGGACUUCAGGGUCUUUGUGCACAGGGCUAUGACGAAGACUCUCGUGAACAGGUGGUGACUACCAGGAAGAGGAGCAAAGUAUAUUCAUCCAAUUUCAUACCACAAAAUAGCAAAGCAUUAGUCGAUGAAGACUGCAACGUAGAGAUAGCUUUCCUGAUCGACAGCUCAGAGAGCGCCAAAGAGAACCAUGCUCAGGAGAAGCACUUCGUCACAGAAGUGGUGGACCGAAUGCAGGGCCUCCGCCUGCAGACCGGCCGGGGCAUCAGCUCCCGUGCAGCACUCCUCCAGUACAGCAGUACAGUCCUCACAGAGCAGACCUUCAAAGAGUGGAGGGGCGCCGACAACUUCAAGGCCAAAGUGACUCCCAUUGUGUACAUCGGCCACGGCACCUACACAACCUACGCCAUCACCAACCUAACCCGCAUCUACCUGGAUGAGUCGGAUCCCAGCAGCAUCAAGGUGGCCGUCCUGCUCUUUGAUGGCAUCUCGCACCCCAGAAAUCCAGAUAUAUUUGCAGCUGUGGCUGAUGCCAAGAACCAGGGAGUCCGUUUCUUCACCAUAGGUAUCACACCUGAAGCCAAUGAACCUGCCAAUGUAGCUCAGUUGAGGCUUAUUGCUAAUUCCCCAGCUUCACGCUAUCUUCACAACCUGCAGGACAAAGGCAUUGUGGAUAAAGUCAUCAAGGAGAUUACAACACUGGCAGAAGAUGGGUGUCCCCUGGUCCGGAGCCCAUGUAUGUGUGACAAGGGUGAGAGGGGACCCGUUGGCCCUGCUGGUAAGAAGGGGCGUCCCGGAGAUGAUGGAGUCCCCGGCCAAAAGGGAACAAAGGGUGAGAGUGGGCUCAGUGGACUUCCUGGUCGGGAGGGAUCGGAGGGAAAAUCAGGAUACAAAGGAGAGAAGGGAGAGAGGGGGGAGUGUGGCACACCUGGAAUUAAAGGAGACAGAGGUCCUGAAGGUCCUAUUGGGCCGAAAGGAAAUCGUGGACUUCAGGGUUUGCCUGGUCCACUUGGUGAUUCUGGACCUGAAGGUGUGAUGGGAAGAAAAGGGGAACGGGGACUUUCUGGGCCACCUGGAGUCCAAGGGGAAACUGGAAUCGGUCUUCCGGGACCCAAGGGUGAUGUUGGUUUCCAGGGGCAACUGGGGCCGCCGGGUCCUCCAGGACUUGGCGAGCCCGGACCACCGGGGCCUCAAGGGCAACAGGGAGUCCAAGGAGAGAGAGGACAGAUAGGAGAAGGUCUCCCCGGACCAAAGGGAGAACGAGGCUUGGAGGGGCCACGGGGGCCCAGAGGACAGCAAGGCGCCGGAAUCAAAGGAGACAAGGGGGAUUUUGGCCCUCCAGGUCUUCAGGGGCAUAUUGGCCUCCCAGGAAUGGGCAUACAGGGUGAGAAGGGCGUGGAAGGACCAAGGGGUCCACCAGGGGGAAGAGGACAACCAGGAGAAGGUUUACCUGGACCCAAGGGAGACCAGGGGUUACCAGGCGAGGUUGGCGCCUCAGGAGAAAGAGGUGCUGGAGACCCUGGAGCUAAGGGUGAGCCAGGAUCACAAGGAUUGUCUGGUUUGCCGGGCCUGCCAGGAGAGGACGGAGCCCCUGGACAGAAGGGUGAGGUAGGACCUGUAGGUGUAAGGGGGCCAGAGGGAAUACAUGGUAUUGGCACCCAGGGUGAAAAGGGUGACCAAGGCUCAAGGGGAAUCAGAGGCUUGACUGGUCCACCUGGCAUUGCUGGACCCUCUGGACCAAAGGGAGAACCAGGUUCGCAGGGCAGGGGGGGCUCACCUGGUCCACCAGGCCGAUUCGUUGUCGGACCCAAGGGUGAUCCUGGCCCAAAUGGUCCUCCUGGUCCGAUUGGGGAGACUGGCUACGGGCUUCCAGGUCCAAAGGGUGACCGAGGAGAUUCAGGCUCUGCAGGUCCACUCGGUCCCAAAGGAGACGGCUACCCUGGGCCCACGGGCCCUCCAGGUUUGCCCGGACUUCCAGGAGAACCCGGCCUAGAAGGAUUGGGCAUCCCUGGACCAAAGGGGGAUGUUGGUUUCCGAGGGUUACCUGGUUUACCUGGACCUCCAGGCGAAGGUCUCCAAGGACCUCCGGGUAACACCGGGCGACCAGGCCCACUGGGGCCAGCAGGGCCUCCAGGACAAGGAGUUCAAGGGCCAAAGGGUGAACAGGGGGCCCAGGGUGUGACAGGACCAAGGGGGCAACCAGGAGAAGGCUUCCCUGGAGCUAAAGGCGACCGUGGCGCAGGGGGGGAGAGGGGACUGAAGGGAAUCAAAGGAGAUUUGGGAGACCCUGGAUCCUCAGGCCAACCUGGUCGACCCGGUGUUAAAGGUGAAGCAGGCCUCACUAGAGAGGACAUCAUUCGGAUGAUCAAAGAGAUUUGUGGAUGUGGGAUCAAAUGUAAGGAGAGGCCUAUGGAGCUGGUGUUUGUCAUUGACAGCUCAGAGAGUGUGGGCCCAGAAAACUACGAGAUUAUCAAGGACUUUGUCAAUGCAUUAGUUGACCGGGUCACUGUGGGCCGCAACGCCACCAGGAUUGGUCUGGUGCUUUACAGCCUGGAGGUGAAGCUGGUGUUCAACCUGGCCCGUUAUGUGAACAAAGAAGACAUCAAGCAGGCCAUUAGGAACAUCCCAUACAUGGGAGAGGGCACCUACACGGGUACAGCCAUCCGCAAAGCUACCCAGGAAGCCUUCUACAGUUCCCGUGUGGGAGUCAGCAAAGUGGCCAUCGUGAUCACUGACGGGCAGACGGAUAAACGAGAGCCGGUAAAACUGGAUUUAGCCGUACGAGAAGCUCACGCUGCCAAUAUUGAGAUGUUUGCUCUGGGCAUCGUGAAUACUUCAGACCCAACACAGGCUGAGUUCCGCAGAGAGCUGAAUCUCAUCGCCUCCGACCCAGACACUGAGCACAUGUUCCUCAUUGAUGACUUCAACACCCUGCCAGCUUUGGAAUCCAAGUUGGUCAGCCAGUUCUGUGAGGACGAGAAUGGAGCCCUGAUUUAUAACAGAGUAACUAACGGCUACGGAUACAAUGGCUACGGUGGCAACGGCAACAGGAAUGGCUACAAUGGGCCCAAUACCAUCGGACCUGGCACCAACAAUCAUGGCCAUGGAGGCCGGGGGGACAACAACCAAGGACAUGGAGGAAGGAACCCAGUGACCGGGACAGAGCGCGGGGACACAUUUAAUCGCAACACCCAAGAUGUCCCAUCCAGUGGCGGAGGCUCUACCUCAUCUUCUACAAAUUCUACACAAUAUAUACCUGCACCACGGCCGGCUCUUCCCAAAGAAACCGUGCCUUUGGACCCUCGUUGCAACUUGGUUCUGGAUCAGGGAACAUGUCGGGACUAUAACAUUCGCUGGUACUACGACAAACAGGCCAACGCCUGUGCUCAGUUCUGGUAUGGAGGCUGUAACGGCAACCAGAACCGCUUCGACACGGAAAAUGAGUGCAAGAGGACGUGUGUGACGGCCUGAUCUGCUGGAGGCUGAGUGAAGGCAUCUGCUGUAGAUACUUCAAGGAGGAGCAGCUAAUAUCAGCAACUUUCCACAGGGUUAUGUCAAGUUUGUGCAUAAUUCUCAGGCAUUUACACUGAUGUCAGGAUUUACUUUGGGUAGAAACCAUUUAAUUUCACUCCCCAUCUUUGUGCCCUCUCCUCUAGCACUUAUUGUAACAUUAUCCUCCUCUAAUUGCAGUGAAAAAGAACUUAGCCUUCAUAGAUACCUCCACUGUUUAUUUUACAUCAGUAUCUAACGCUGGAGAUACUCCAUCGCUCCUACUCAGGAAUACAGAUGAGCACUCCCACAGUGUGUCUCCAGUUCCUCUGGGAAUCCCACACCCAUAGGACAUGAUCCUUUUUGUCAUACACAGUCUGUGAGCGCUGCAAUGAUUGUAAAAAAAAAAAUUAACUGUUUGCUCAAAAUGAACUGUAGCGAUUCAUUUCUUAGCUCAGACAGUCACUGUAGGGUAUGUUGGUAUACAUGCAUAAUCACAAGAGCCAAUAACAGGCAGCAGACAUUAAGCCUCUCAUCACUUAUAUCAAUAAAAUAUAGUUUGUUCUUUUUUAUAUAUAAAAUGACUGGAUGCUCUGUAACUUCACAUAAUUAUUUUGUGCAUUUGAAUGUGUUUUUAUUUUUUAUUUUUAGAUUUUCUGAAUGAAAUGUGAUGUUUUGUGUUUACAUUGUUUCACGUCUCUGUGUCCACUAACUCUAUUUACAUUUAGUUAAGCAGUCAUGCUGCCACACUGAUGGACAGACACACAUAUACACACACACUGCCCUCUACUGGGUGACACAUGCCGAUGUCACAGAGGUUGGUGUUUCAGUAUAAGAUCCUAUAAGAGCAGAAUUUAACUUCCUCUGUUCAUUAUGUGAUUAUGUCACCCA
Scomber scombrus (Atlantic mackerel) is the source of this 4710-nucleotide messenger RNA. Its product is annotated as collagen alpha-1(XXVIII) chain-like. The coding region runs from base 298 to 3801 and encodes 1167 amino acids. Gene Ontology annotation, molecular function: serine-type endopeptidase inhibitor activity. The record is from RefSeq and is a predicted model, not a curated record. The transcript has 36 exons. Lineage: Eukaryota; Metazoa; Chordata; Actinopteri; Scombriformes; Scombridae.